AUGUUCCAAAUUUUCCCCUCAUUGGUCCGGCUUAGCGCCUCCAUCAGACCGUGCCUCUAUCGCUCAGGCCGCUACAAUGUCCCUCAAUUCGCAACGGUAGCAUCGUAUGAGUCCACAGGUCAUGCAGGGAGCGUAUCACCCGUCGCUGUGGUCACAGGCGCAUCCCGUGGGAUAGGCCGCGCCAUCGCGCUUCAGCUCGCCCGAGACGGGUACGACGUCGCACUCAACGACCUGCCCUCCAACAAAAUUCAGUUGGAGGGACUCAGCUCCGAGAUCAAUGAACAGACUGGCCAGCGAACACUCGUUCUUCCAGGAGAUGUCUCUGUCGAAGAUGACGUGAAAGGUUUAGUGGAGGCCAGCACGAAGGAUUUGGGUGGGGUCGAUGUAAUGAUCGCUAACGCAGGGGUUGCUUUAUUGGAGCCAUUACUCGAAAGCAAUAUUGACAACUGGGACAGAGUCGUUGCUGUCAACCUUCGCGGGGUAUUUCUCUGCUACAAGUACGCUGCACAGCAAAUGGUCAAGCAAGGUCGCGGGGGGCGUAUCAUCGGUAGACCAUUCUGUGGAGCCUACUCGGCCACAAAAUUUGCCGUGCGCAGCUUAACUCAGACUACAGCGCAGGAGCUAGCACAGCAUGGCAUAACCGUCAACGCUUAUGCACCGGGGCCUAUAGAAACAGACAUGAUAAGCGGCAUCCCCAUGAUACCAGAUGAAGCAAUCCGCCACACAAUAGAGAGGCUAUCUGAUUCUGAAUAUACAAUUCGCCUUCAGAACCUGACCAAGACAGACCUCGGAUAUGUUGGAAGCCCGCAAGACGUUGCCGGCCUGGUGUCAUUUUUGGUAUCAGAUAAAGGGCGUUUUAUUACUGGCCAAGCUAUCACAAUUGAUGGUGGAAUGAUCUACCAAUGA
Messenger RNA from Psilocybe cubensis, 906 nucleotides. Its product is annotated as Short-chain dehydrogenase. NCBI's taxonomy places the organism in Eukaryota, Fungi, Basidiomycota, Agaricomycetes, Agaricales, Agrocybaceae. Gene Ontology annotation, molecular function: oxidoreductase activity, acting on the CH-OH group of donors, NAD or NADP as acceptor. The transcript is spliced from 8 exons. Bases 1 to 906 code for a protein of 301 amino acids. The record is from RefSeq and is a predicted model, not a curated record.